Molecule: messenger RNA, 2505 nt
Organism: Cucurbitaria berberidis CBS 394.84
Lineage: Eukaryota; Fungi; Ascomycota; Dothideomycetes; Pleosporales; Cucurbitariaceae
Exons: 3
Coding region: 1-2505 (834 amino acids)
Source: RefSeq, a predicted model, not a curated record
AUGGUAUCUUCAGUACUCAUUUACCUUGGGCUUUUGGCCCUCACUGCGACGCCCAGCCUUACAGCUCCUACUGGUCCUCCGUCUGUAGUUCUACGGGCUGCUAAAUUGUGCGAUGAUGCUAGUCUUUCAUGGGACGAGAAGGGGGACGCAGGAUGUCCCAUUUGCCGUCACCCCGAGGAAAUGCCAUUGGAUGUGUUCAGACAGCGCUGCGUUCUCCAGAAUCCCGCAAUUACACAUCCAAAAUUCGACCAUGUCUGGCGACGCGAUGCAGGAAAAGUGGCCCCAGAAACAUACCUUGCUGGCGAAUACAUACUUUCCGAGGACUUCAAGGACCCAGGCGUUCUGAAUAGUGCGCACGCAAGGGCUGGUCUGAUGUGGCGCCGAGACGCCGAGAAGACUGCUGAUGAGCUUCCACCGAAGGCCGCUCAUUCUUUACCAGACGACCCAUUCCCCCUACCAAUUGAGCCAUAUCGUCUUCCCCGGCCAAAAAAACCUCUACCGCGACCAGUCUUGACAGGGCCUGUGUUACCAAGCUAUCCGAUCGAAGAUCCCCCGUCCGAUCAGAUUGCAAGGAUACCAAAAGAUGACAGAACAUUUAACUACAAGGAGCGUCGAGGCGUCGAGGAAGAUGUUUAUCUAGGCGUUCCUUUGGACGGCGAAACCCUUGCAUCCCCCUUCAAAAGGCGACCAAGAUCGUAUACGCUUGAGGCAGAUCAGCUUCUUGCACAGACCAGUUCAGCUCCAAAAGACAUGGUAGUGAACGAUGUUAUGAUACACCACCCAGUGAGCAGUAUCUUCCGUCGUCGUGGGCGGUUGGCCAACCCAGCAGGGUACGACAACGAUGACAACGCCGACGAUAACACUCAUACUACGGUACCAGUCGAGAGUAUUCAUGAUUCUGGCCCAACUACUGGUUUACAGUAUUCCCAAAAUCAUUUUGUUGUCGUCCAUCACCCUGUGGGUGGUAUAUACCGUCGCAGCCAGUCUAAGUGGACUCAAAACAAGCACGAUAUUGAUUCCAUACAAGGGCGGCCCGCUGGUCCUUUAAACAAGGACAUGAGGGAUACUGACAAUACAGUCCGUAAACUAGCUCUUGAUAUCUACCGACGACACCACCUCACCAGUCCGACAACAGGUUCUGACAAAUACGUGCUGGAGUCUGACAGGAUGUUUCACCACGACCAUGAAGCUGUUAUCUCUCCCAACAUUAUCGAGUCGAAACCAACUCCAAAGCAUAGCAAGCACCUACAGGGUGAUGUGACAAUAACCAGGCUUAACCGAACACGCUCCAACGAUGCAGCUACGGUGCUUAAGCCUCAAGACUUGAGAAAUGGAAUCGAGAAGCGGGGAGCUAAUUCUGUGCCUCCUCCGGAGUUCUUUGAGAAUCAUUCGUGGCCGUUUGGUUCAGUGGGACCGGAAAUUCCAGAUGAACCUUUUGAUCCAAUUCUUGAAGAUCGCAGCCCUAAGCACAACAAAGACGGGGAACAGCAGAAGAAGCAGGAAGAAAAGGAAGAAACGGAGAAGAGCGGGGAUACAGAACAUGAGCCACAGAUAGUGAACACUCGUCCAAAUGGCUUGAAUCUUCAGUUCAUCCCAGCGAUUGUUCAUAAGCCCGCGAAUGAAGUCUCUCGUCGCGAUUCAAGUGCCCUCAAUUGGGACGACUACAGGAAGGAAAACUCGGUAGUCGCUGGUACACAACCGUCUAGCGGUAUUCAAUUAGGAGUUGCACGGUUCGAUCCUCACGAUUCCAGUGUGUUUGGAGGGAAUACGCGCCGCUGGGACUUGCCUACAACCAAAGAGAAUCCAAACAAGAGUGCUGAGGUUGAGGCAACAGUUGCCGCCCCAGAUGUGGGAAUCCCCAACACUAACCUCAACGCACCACUCCCUACUCAGCAAGCCGGCCAACCCACCGACAAGCAGACAAUUCAUGUCAAAUGGCCGCAGGGAGCUAAUUCCCAUCCUAUCGCGAGCGGCGUCUUCCACGAUGAUCCAGUGAUUGGACGCCGAGCUGCGAAGAAAGACAAGGAGUCUCAUCGUCAUAAGGAUCCAGACCUCCUGGAUGUGACCGACCGCUACACGGCCCGGAUGUUUGCCCUAGCGAACAACGUCUACCGCCGUGAUGAGAAAGACGUUGUUGAAGACCUAGUUGCGUACACGCACGAAACCAACAAUCACCCCGAUGGUCCGAGGGACAUAUGGAAAGAUGCAAAUAACUCUGAGCGUCGAGACACGGAUGGCCCAGUGGAAAAACUUUUGGAUUCCAGUGCAACGGAAGCAAAGCCCCUUCUCGCCAUGUUGCCCAACAAGCCUAAUUCGCAUGACGCCGCUGUCCCAAAUCACAGCAGCGAACAAUAUAGCGGUGUGCUUCCUCGAGAGCCACGCAAACAUAAGGACAACGAUGAGAGUAAGGAUUCGCAGGAGCCGGAGAAAGCCAGGCCGAAAGCCGUAAUGUUGAAACCAGCCGACGCCGUGCACAAGGUUCAGGGUGAAGAGAGCAAGAUGUGA